GGCGGCCCGGAGCGGCGGGAGCGCGGGAACAUGCGGCUGGCGUCUCUCGAGCUCUGGGCCGCGCUGGCGCCGCUGCUGUGUGGCUGCGCGCUGGCGCUGCCCGGGGGCCUGCUGUACCCCCGGGAGAGCCCCUCUCGGGAGCGCAAGGACCUCGGUGGCCUCUGGAGCUUCCGCGCCGACCUCUCCGACGGCCGGCGCCGGGGCUUCGAGGAGCAGUGGUACCGGCGGCCGCUGCGGGAGUCAGGUCCCACCUUGGACAUGCCAGUCCCCUCCAGCUUCAAUGAUGUGAGCCAGGAUGGGCAGCUGCGCCACUUCAUCGGCUGGGUAUGGUACGAACGGGAGGUGACCCUACCCCAGCGGUGGACACAAGAUCCAAGCACAAGAGUGGUGCUGAGGAUUGGCAGCGCUCACUACUAUGCCAUCGUGUGGGUGAAUGGGGUCCACGUGGCAGAGCAUGAAGGAGGCCACCUUCCCUUCGAGGCUGACAUCAGCAAGCUGGUGCAGAGUGGGCCCCUGGACUCCUGUCGAAUUACUAUCGCCAUCAACAACACACUCACCCCCCACACCCUGCCACCAGGGGCCAUCCGCUACCAGAACGAUGCCUCCAAGUAUCCCAAGGGUUACUUUGUCCAGGACAUAAACUUCGAUUUCUUCAACUAUGCGGGGCUGCACCGGCCAGUGCUCCUUUACACCACGCCCACCGCCUACAUCGAUGACAUCACCGUCAACACCGAUGUGGAUCGGGAUACUGGGCUGGUGAGUUACCAGAUUUCUGUCCAGGGAAGCGAACACUUUGAGUUGGAAGUACGACUUAUGGACGAAGACGGCAAAGUUGUGGUCCAGGGGUCAGGGGCCCAGGGCCUGCUGCUGGUGCCUGCUGCCCACCUCUGGUGGCCAUACCUGAUGCAUGAGCACCCUGCCUACCUCUACUCACUAGAGGUGAGGAUGACCACGCAGGCUGCAGGCAGGCCCGUGUCUGACUUCUACGUGCUCCCCGUGGGCAUCCGCACCAUCCGAGUCACACACAACCAGUUCCUCAUCAACGAGCAGCCUUUCUACUUCCACGGGGUCAACAAACACGAGGAUUCAGAUAUCCGAGGGAAGGGCUUUGAUUGGCCACUGCUGGUAAAAGACUUCAACCUGCUCCGCUGGCUGGGGGCCAACUCAUUCCGAACCAGCCACUACCCGUAUGCAGAGGAGGUGAUGCAGCUGUGUGACCGCUACGGGAUCGUGGUCAUCGAUGAGUGCCCUGGCGUGGGCAUUGUGCUGUCCCAGAGCUUCGGGAAUGAGUCCCUGCAGCACCACCUGGAGGUGAUGGAGGAGCUGGUGCGCCGGGACAAGAACCACCCGGCUGUGGUGAUGUGGUCUGUGGCCAAUGAGCCCGCUUCCAACCUGGAGCCCGCUGGCUACUACUUCAAGACACUGAUCACGCACACCAAAGCCUUGGAUCCCUCUCGGCCAGUGACCUUCGUGACCAACUCCAACUAUGCAACAGAUCGUGGGGUUCUGUACGUGGAUGUGAUCUGUGUGAACAGCUACUUCUCGUGGUAUCAUGACUUCGGGCACCUGGAGGUCAUCCAGCCACAGCUGCAGACCCAGUUUGAGAGCUGGUACAAGACCUACCAGAAGCCGAUCAUCCAGAGCGAGUAUGGAGCGGAAACCAUCCCAGGCUUCCACCAGGACCCCCCUCUGAUGUUCAGUGAGGAGUACCAGAAGGGCCUGCUGCAGCAGUACCAUUUGGUUCUGGACCAGAAACGCAAAGAGUACGUGGUUGGAGAGCUCAUCUGGAAUUUCGCUGAUUUCAUGACUAACCAGUCACCCACAAGAGCAAUAGGAAACAGAAAGGGGAUCUUCACUCGCCAGAGGCAGCCCAAAAGCGCAGCCUUCCUUUUGCGAGACAGAUACUGGAAACUCGCCAAUGAAACUGGGUCCCACCACUCAGUGCCGGAGUUACAGUCUUUUGGAACCAGACCAUUUACUUUUUAAAGCCAGAACUGCCUCUCUGCUGAGGACACCGCCCCCCACCCCUGAAGGGGAGAGGCAGCGUCCACGCGAAACCCAGCACUGCCUCUGAGACUGUUCUGGGAUGUAGAAGCCCCCGAUCCGGACUUGUGAUACUAGAGGGACACAAGGCUUUUCUAGUAUGGCAAUAAAGAGUUCGUAUGCCCUCAGCGGAGUGCCUUGCCCUGCUGAAAAGCUCAUGAAAUCCUUUUUUGCAUGUCAGCUUCUUUUCAGGGCCUUGAGAAGCUGCUGCUCCCCGCCCACCCCCAGCCUAGAGCUGCCCAAGUCUUUAAACUGGGCCAGCCCCCACCCAGUGAGAAGACUCAGAGCCUCUAAGUGCCAUAGAGCCAACGUUCCAUAUGCACGGAGAACUAUAGAAACACUAUUGCGAUGCAAGGGUGGACACUAAAAAAGGUUUAGGCAUGGAUGAGUGUCUGAACUGGGAGCUCAGGCCUCGGGUUGUCCUGAAGGGUCGUCCUGAGAUGGCAGUUGUAAGUAGUCCUAGCAGAUGGAUGAGGUGAGUUAAAUCUCUUUUGCUGUGUCACAGCUGAUGUCACCAGCUGAAAUGCACCCUGUACCAGUGUCUGUCCUGUUCUUCCACAAGCUUCACUCAGGCAAGCACAGCAUCUUUACAAUUUGAGUGUUCACCAGGCUGUGUGUAAAGCAACAUGCUAUGAAUAAACAUUUUUUUGGUAGCUAA
Dipodomys spectabilis (banner-tailed kangaroo rat) is the source of this 2701-nucleotide messenger RNA. RefSeq names its product glucuronidase beta (gene Gusb). Gene Ontology annotation, molecular function: carbohydrate binding; beta-glucuronidase activity; signaling receptor binding. The record is from RefSeq and is a predicted model, not a curated record. The coding region runs from base 31 to 1986 and encodes 651 amino acids. The transcript has 12 exons. Lineage: Eukaryota; Metazoa; Chordata; Mammalia; Rodentia; Heteromyidae. Gene Ontology annotation, biological process: glucuronoside catabolic process; carbohydrate metabolic process.